AUGCCCCUCGACCCGCAAUGGGACUACCGUUUCCCUCUGCGGAAAGAAUUUCCCGAGGACCACUACAAGUACACGCGCAUGUUAUUCAAAUACUUCUUAGACCCUUCGUUUGAUGACUGGACGGUCAUGGUGAUUGAAGACGUUGACCCCGCCGGCAGCGAGAAGCUCAAGAUCGCCUCCAUUAGCCGAGGAGGCAGCACACGUAGAGAUGCCAACCAGCAACACUUCAACGCCUUCCACAAUGGUCAGGCUAAGGCCUACAAGAAGUACUUUGGGGACAUUGGGCCGGAGCAGCUUCAUCUCCAGAUCCUGGCAACCUUACCAGACUUCCAGAGACGCGGCCACGCGACUACGCUUUGCAGAUGGGGAAUGGACGUCAUUCGCAGAGAGUCCUUGAAGGACAUCUCGGUCAUGGCGAGCCCUAUGGGAUAUCACCUGUACACACGGCUGGGAUUCGAUCACCUUGCUACCGUCAUCAUUCAGGUCCUCGGAGAAGAUGAGAAACUUACUCUUCAAGCGAUGAAAAUCAUUCAUCCUCUCUCUCUUUCUACUCUCAUAGGUGCAAUGGAACAUGGGUGGAAUUACAUCUUGCUCUUCGUCUUCUCCCUCAUCCUCAUCCUCGCCAACGCAGCCUCGGUCCACAGCGCCAACACCCGUCGCCAACUAGUAGCCGCCAUCGAACCCAACACCGUCCUCGUCGAGCCCCACGACCAGGGCCAUCUUGCCCCAGCAAUGCCCUUCCUCGAACCAUUUACAGCCACAACAGCUCCAGCAACAACAGCAACAACAGCAACAGAAACAAACAAAAUAGAAGCAGUAUACCUCCCCCCCUCCACCUUCCCCCCCGAAGCAUCCUGCAUGAUGGCCAUCUGGUCUCUCAUAGUCGACAUCCCCACCCCCGGCCCUGCUCUCUCGGCCGCCCUCCACCAAGCCAAAGACACCCUGGCCCCUUCGGCCAUGGCAAGCCCUCAAUGCACCAUCACGCUUCCCGCCACGUUGUCAAGCGAGUACGGGGUGUACACAUCCAGAGUGAGUAGCUGGGUGAGCAAACACAGCAAGGAGCUGGAUACGUUGGAUAGUGUUUGUGCGGAGACGUCGCGAGAUACGGGGACGGGGCCGGGGUGUACGGCGCCGGUUGCGGUUUUUACUGGUGAAACUUCUGUUGGUACUAUUUCUACCGGUGCCACUUCUACCAGUGCCACUUCUACUGGUGCUAGUUCUAUUGGUGCUACUUCUACUGUUACUACUUCUACUGGUAGUACUUCUACUGGUACUAGUACGGCUGCGGGUGGCGGAAAAAGUAGCACUUCGAAGGCUACGGGGUCUAGUGCCGGGGUGAUGACAUCAACGAAGAUGGGGACAGGGAUGACAACGACGACGACGACGGUGGCUACUGUUACCAGUUCGGUGACGAGUUCGCUCACCGGGUCGGCGACAACUGUGGCGGGGGUGACGAGCUCGCAGUCUGUGUCGGGGCCGCAACAAGCGGGUAGUGCGGCGAGGAUGACGGGUGUGGUGGCUGCUGCGAUGGUGGUGGCUGGAUUUUUGGCGGUUGUUGUUGCGCUGUGA
Molecule: messenger RNA, 1569 nt
Organism: Neurospora hispaniola
Lineage: Eukaryota; Fungi; Ascomycota; Sordariomycetes; Sordariales; Sordariaceae
Exons: 3
Coding region: 1-1569 (522 amino acids)
Molecular function (GO): acyltransferase activity, transferring groups other than amino-acyl groups
Source: RefSeq, a predicted model, not a curated record